Molecule: messenger RNA, 201 nt
Organism: Pichia kudriavzevii
Lineage: Eukaryota; Fungi; Ascomycota; Pichiomycetes; Pichiales; Pichiaceae
Exons: 2
Coding region: 1-201 (66 amino acids)
Cellular component (GO): endoplasmic reticulum
Source: RefSeq, a predicted model, not a curated record
AUGGCAGUUCAAACAUUUAAACAAAGAAGAGCUAACGAAAAGUUUGCCAAUGAAGUGAAGAAAGUUAGAACUGGUGAAAAACAAAAGGUCAAGAAAGAACCUACUCAAAGGAGUAUUAAUCUCCCAAAGUGGAUGAUUGUUUUGCUUGUCUUCUUACUUGUUGGGGGUGGUGUCUUAGAGUUAUUAAGAAUCUUCUUCUGA